Messenger RNA from Solanum tuberosum (potato), 2369 nucleotides. Its product is annotated as wall-associated receptor kinase 2-like. Bases 1 to 2334 code for a protein of 777 amino acids. Gene Ontology annotation, cellular component: plasma membrane. The transcript has 4 exons. Gene Ontology annotation, molecular function: ATP binding; polysaccharide binding; calcium ion binding. Gene Ontology annotation, biological process: cell surface receptor signaling pathway; protein phosphorylation. The record is from RefSeq and is a predicted model, not a curated record. NCBI's taxonomy places the organism in Eukaryota, Viridiplantae, Streptophyta, Magnoliopsida, Solanales, Solanaceae.
AUGCUAAUUUUGACAUUAGCCACUGCCCAAAAAAUUAUCCCCUCUAACACCACUUCUCCUCCGCCGACAAACACCACAUCUCCGCCAACCAACACCACGACGACGACGAUCACUAAAGCUGCGAUCAUUACAAAAGCAGGAUGUCCGAAAAAGUGUGGGAACCUAACAGUUCCGUACCCUUUUGGGAUUGGCUUAGGAUCUGGUUGUGCCUUGGAUCCGAAUUUUGAAAUCAAUUGUGAUACUAAUACAACAGAUUCUCCAACACCAUUCAUAGGGAAUAUUCAAGUGUAUGACAUCUCUGACGCUGAAAUGCGCGUAUCGACUAACAUAAAUCGGAGGUGUUAUUCAUCGACGGGCAUGUUGCUUCGAAAUGAUCCUUCUUGGAUGAAUUUAGGAACCUCGAGUCCUUACAGUUUCUCUACCCACAACAGGUUCACCGUUGUUGGUUGUGAUGAAGCUGCUAUAAUAUUUGAAGGUGACUUUGCUAAUGGCUGCCCCGCGAUCUGUAUUAGUUCGAGUCAGGUAACUGAAGGAAGGUGUAUGGGUAUUGGUUGCUGCCAAAUAACAAUACCAAAAGGCUUGAAAAAUUUCAACACAAUGAUGCAAAGUUCGCCACAAAAUCACACUGGAGUUUGGUCUUUCAAUCCAUGUGGCUAUUCAUUUCUUGGUGAAGCUAGUCGAUUCGAAUUCAUGGGUUUACAAGAUCUAGGCGAUCUUACUUUUAAAAAGAGGAUUUUAGAUAAUGUCCCUAUUGUGUUAGAUUGGGCUAUUGGAACUCUUACUUGUGUUGAAGCACAAAAAAGUAGUAACAAUUAUGCUUGUUUGAAUAAUAGCCAAUGUGUUGAUUCCAACACUGGCCUUGGUGGUUAUAGGUGUGCCUGUAAACCGGGAUAUGAAGGCAAUCCAUAUAUCGGCCCAGGUUGUCAAGAUAUUGAUGAAUGUGCGAAUCCAAAUACUAAUUCAUGUGAACAAAAUUGUAUAAACAUACCGGGGAGUUACAAUUGUUCAUGUCCAAAAGGGUACACUGGUGAUGGAAGAAAGAAUGGUCGUGGUUGUAUUGCACCAAACUCGAACUCAGAGUUCCCAUGGAUUAAGUUUUCCGUUGGUAUGGGAGUUGGUUUUAUGUCCCUAGUAGUUGGGACAACUUGGCUCUACUUCAGCAUCAAGAAAAGAAAACUCAUUAAACUUCGCGAGAAAUUCUUCCAACAAAAUGGUGGUUUGCUGUUGAAACAACGAAUAUCUUCUAACGAGGGUGGUGUGGAAGCAACCAAAGUUUUUACAGCAGAAGAGUUGAAGAAGGCUACAAACAACUAUGCUAGUGAUAGAAUUCUUGGUCGUGGUGGAAAUGGAAUUGUCUAUAAAGGUAUACUACCUGAUAAUCUCAUAGUUGCUAUUAAAAAGUCUAAGUUUGUGGACGAGGAUCAAAUUGAACAGUUCAUCAAUGAGGUUCUUAUUCUUACUCAAGUCAACCAUAGAAACGUGGUGAGACUCUUUGGAUGUUGUUUGGAAGCCGAAGUUCCUUUACUAGUUUACGAAUACAUUUCUAAUGGUACUCUUUACGAGCAUAUCCACAACCAAAAUGGAGCACCUUGGUUAUCAUGGAAGAAUCGGCUAAGAGUUGCUAGUGAGACAGCAAGUGCACUUGCUUACCUUCAUUCAUCCGCGUCAAUGCCUAUAAUUCAUAGAGAUGUCAAGUCUGCCAAUUUAUUGUUGGAUGAUGUUUACACCGCGAAAGUGGCAGAUUUUGGAGCUUCAAGACUAAUUCCUCUUGAUCAAACACAUAUUGCUACAUUGGUUCAAGGGACAUUAGGAUACCUAGAUCCUGAAUAUUUUCGUUUAAGUAAAUUGACUGAAAAAAGUGAUGUUUAUAGUUUUGGAGUAGUCCUUGCAGAACUUUUAACAGGGAUAAAACCUAUUUCGAGGGAUAAAAAUAACGAGGACAAGAAUUUGGCAGAGUGCUUCAUUUUGUCUAUGAGAAAGAAUCAAUUGUUUCAAAUUCUUGAUCGUAGAGUGGUAAGAGAAGGAAGCCUUGAACAACUCCAAAAGGUGGCUGAGCUAGUGAAAAAUUGUCUUAGAUUGCACGGUGAACAUAGGCCUACGAUGAAGGAAGUAGCAAUGGAACUUGAGAGUUUGCAAAAGUUCACAAAAAAUAACCCUUGGGCUGAUGGACACGGACAUGAAGAGAACGAAGAUGAAUCAACAGAUCUUUAUACAAUUCCAAUUGACUCGAAUACAGGUAUCAACAAAUUCUCUGGACAAUACAGUUCCAACGCCAACACAAAUAGCAGCAUGUUUUCUUCAUUGAUAUAUACUAGUACAAAUAUUCCGCCGUGAUCUAAAGAAGGUAAAAACAGUUCUUCAAUGUUGAA